UUCACUGCUGAGGUCCCGUAUUCCCGAUUUCACGCUUGGUGGGUUAGAUUGUUGUGUCAAUUCCUCGGAAGUUUUUAUUCUCGGUGCAUGGUGGACGGAAAAUAUUUUCAUAAGUAUCGAUGAGAAUUAUCACGGACAAUGAACUCCAUUUUGGGUGCAACUUUACGGUGUGUAUUUGUGUGGCAGGUGUUAGACGAAGGUCUUGAAUGGCUUUAAAGAGCUACACGGUACUGCACCUGCUGUUAUGCUGAGAUUCUUUAAUUCUAGCUGUGGCUGUAGAUGAUCUAAGGAACCACUCAGCUCGGAUGGAAAAGGAAAUCUAAAUGACACGCAGUGUUUCAGUAUAGCAUUUAGAGCUACGGCCAUAGGCUCGUCAAAGAUGGCCACAAAUCAAGUGGAUUAUCAGUGGGCUUAUUCCAUCAUGGAUUCUUCCAGAGUUUCAACAUUUUUGAUAUCAAUUUUGUUGAUUGUGUACGGCAGUUUUCGAUCACUAAACAUGGAACAAGAAGCCAGAGAAAGAGAGAAAGAGAAAGAACGAACUAAUUUGCUGUCAGGAAUAGUUAGCACGGGACCUUCCGAUUGUGCUAAUGGCGGAGGCGUUCAAACUCUAGAAACUAUGCACGCUCUAUGUUUGCCUCUCGGAGCUUCAGUCUCCCUUCUGAUCAUGUUCUUUUUCUUCGACAGCAUGCAAAUGCUCUUUGCAAUAUGCACUGCAAUUAUAGCUACGGUAGCGCUGGCUUUCUUGCUGUUACCAAUGUGUCAAUAUAUCAUCCGACCUUGUUCUGAUGGGAACAAAAUAUCGUUUGGUAUGUGUGGGAGAUUCACAGGUGCGGAGCUACUGUCAUUUUCCCUGAGCGUGAGCAUCGUGUGCAUCUGGGUACUCACUGGUCAUUGGUUGUUGAUGGAUGCCAUGGGAAUGGGUCUGUGCGUUGCAUUCAUAGCAUUUGUCCGAUUGCCAAGUCUCAAAGUUUCCACUUUACUUUUAACGGGACUCCUCAUAUAUGAUGUUUUUUGGGUCUUCUUCUCGUCCUAUAUAUUCAGCACAAACGUCAUGGUUAAGGUCGCAACACGCCCUGCAGAUAAUCCAGUCGGUUUGGUGGCACGUAGAUUGCAUUUAGGAGGUGUAGCCAGAGAAGCUCCUAAACUCUCUCUACCUGGCAAGCUAGUAUUCCCAUCUAUGCAUCAAGCAGGGCAUUUUUCAAUGCUGGGUCUUGGAGACGUGGUUAUGCCAGGUUUACUGCUCUGUUUCGUCCUACGUUAUGAUGCAUAUAAAAAAAGCCAGUUAUUGCCGGGUGGUUGUGAAACAGGUGUUCCUCCGCCACGCCAUUUAAGUCGCAUUAGUUACUUCCAUUGUUCGUUGAUUGGCUACUUUCUUGGACUACUCACUGCAACCGUCAGUUCCGAAGUCUUCAAAGCAGCCCAACCAGCACUCCUCUACCUCGUACCUUUCACACUACUGCCACUACUUACCAUGGCUUAUCUGAAGGGGGAUUUACGUCGCAUGUGGAGUGAACCGUUUAUAACUCAUCCACCUUCGAAACAUAUGGAAGUUUGACAGCUGUCACGAUCCAUGCCAAAUCACAAUUUCCACCACAUAAACAUGUAUCGUGAGAAUUUCGCUGUCAUUCAAGAUCAUUAUCUUUUUUUCAUCAACAUCAUUUUGUGUAAGUAAUUUUUUUCCCCAUUUACUAUUUUUUUCAUGCGCAGUGGAGUAGCGCAUAAGUGCAGUGUUGAAAUUGAAAAAGAAGAAAGAAUUGUUUGUGUUAUUACUUUUGACCCAAAAAAAAUAAUGAAACAAUAAUUGACGUCAGAGAAUCUAUGCAAAUGGACUGCUUGUUAAUAAUCAAUCGUUGUAUUAUGGGUAGAUUGUAUAGUUCAAUUUAAUUUUUUUUGACAUUACUAGCUGGGGAAAAUGGUACUGGAUUACAGGAGAACUAAUAAUUAGCAGUUUAUUGCAAUUUCUAGUUUUCGCAUUUUAUACGUGAUAUAGGUAAUUUAUUAUUAUGUAUCUCAAUUACUUAAUUUGGCUUUGAAGAGAUUAAGAGUUAUAUGACAUGUAGAGGUAAUUAUUUCCGAGAAUACCUAUUCUAAAUUUAAUAACAAUAGAAAAUGUUUCCUUCAAUUCCUCAAAAACCCAAAGAAUAUACACGUUGGUGCACUGUACGACACAGCUGCAUGUAUCAAAAUUAUACGUAUAUUACUUCAAGUCCCUUUUUCAAAAGUAAAUCUAAAAAAAUAUGGUUUGUGGCAUAAGGUAUAAUUAUACGGUUUAAUAGAAUAACAACUGUGCAAAGUUUAUAUUAGAAUAGAUUUUGGUCAUUCUACUGUUUGCUUUGUUAAUAUAGUAUUUCUUAAAUCCUACAAAAUAUUUUCAAAAGUCAUUUCUGUCAUUUAACGCAAUAAUGUCACGAGCAUUUAAAACAUUCAAUGAAUUUGUAUGAUCGAUUCUGAAAUAUAAUGUGAUGGUAGGCUUGUAUAGCAUGCUGUAGCUAAAACUCAUUAACGUAAUAGGGCAAAACAAAAAUUUGCUAAUGUGAAGAAUUUUAAUUCACAUUCAUUUUUGUGAAAAUCAUUUUCUGAGUUGUAAUCUAAAGUUAUGCGUGAUUUAUGAUAAGUAUUAUCAUUCAUUAAGCGCAUUUCAUUUGUUAUAUUGUUGAAUAUUUACGUUAGAUUAUUGCACUCUCCAGCAAUUUAGAGAUUAUAUCGGAUAGAUCAUUUGGUAAAUUUGUUACUGUUGGUGGCAUCCCAGAAUUUCUAAGACUGCCGGUGCAGAUUUAGUCAAAUUAGGUAUUUAUCGAGAAGCUGAGUCAGCGAACAGAUUAAUUUUUUUAUUUUUAUACUAUUAAUUACUCCCUGUCAUCCAGUACCUUUUGGUCUAUCAUACUAUUAUUUGAAUGUAAACACUAAAGGUACAUAAUUCAUACAGAAAAAAUAUGUUUUAAUUUAUUAUGGAACGAUUAUAAUUUGAAAGUGUACGUAACAUAUUAUUAGAGUUAUGACUAUAAGUGAUCAUUUGACGAUUUCGCAAGUGCAUCCAGUGAAGAAGUGUGCAGGUUGUGACUUUAUUUUAAAACCGCUUUAGUUUCAUACAAAACAACUUUUCUGUACAUACAUACAUAUAUACAUGCAUACAUACAUACGUACGUACGUACAUAAGUACAUACAUAGGUAAAUACACGCACACACACAUAUAUGAUAAUUUUUAAUGUUUUAAGAUUAUCUAGAAUUAUCCGACAUCGCAAAAAGUUGAAGUUAUUUAAGUAAAAUUGUUGCACAAAGUUACGGACAAGGAAAGAAAUCUCUUGCAUUGGAAAUAUUAAAUAUUUCCCUACAUAAAAGUCUACAAAAAAAAUAUUGAAUUUCAUCAUUUUCAGGAGCAAUAAAAGUAGGUAACGAAACAUAAUUGCUUGUGUGACAACGGUAGUACGCGAUUUUGGUGAAUAUAAUAUUGUUUCUUGAUAUUGAAGAAAAUUGAGGCACACUCCUUAUAGCUCGUCGAGUUAUUCAGUCAAGUUAGAAAAUUUAUUAUAACGUGUUAUCAAUGGGUAAUCUAUGGUUCUUUCUAUCUAUGAAUCCCCUGAAUGCAUUUCAGCAGUUAUGCACAUACUAGUCUUACCCCAAUUCAUACGUUAAUUAUCAGAAAUUACAGCGUGCAAACCUAGAAUAACAAUCAAUUAUUCUGUAACUUACAUCUGCAACUUUAUUUAUUUGCUAACUUAAUAUUAGCACAGAAAAAUAGAUGCUAUAUAAAGUAAAAUGAUGUGUUGAUAUUAAUGUUUUGAGAAGAAAUCGAUUUGAAUUUAUUUAAAAGUAAAAUGAAUGAUCACACACAAUGAUAUUCAAAUUACUUUUGGAAUAAAAUAAAUAUAUAUACAUAUACAUGAAUUCAUACAUGUAUUGAAAAUAUUCAACUUUCUCCUUGCCAGAUAUUUCGAACAAACAUCGUACCCUUGCAAGAGACUGCUACGUUUCACUUAUUGACUUAAUUUUAAAAUGAGGAAUAUGUGGAAAAUAAUGAAUUAAGGUCAAACAUUAAAAUAACACUUGUAUAUGAAGAAUUGCAUCUUUGUCAAUAAUACCUAAAUCAAUAGGUUCGUUAUUACAUGAGAAACAUUGAUAAAAAACUUUAAGCUCCUGUGUGCCGACCAAGCCAAGCAAAUGACGGUUCAUUGAUCAUCAGAAAAAUAGUAUUUUGACAUCAAAUUACGUGUUGAUAUUGAAAAAAUAGAGUUUAAGUAUACAUAAUAUAUAAUAUGUACAAUCAAAUUUUCUUAAGUCUAUUACAACUCAAAGACGACUCGUAUGUCUUUAAAAAAAUUAAACACUGUUGUUGAUCUAUAAUCUAUAACCAAAUGCAUCAAAAAUGUGGUUUAGAAUUAGAAUCUCAAGAUUCUAAAUUAUCAUACAAAUGCAAUGCUUGAUUAAUUUAUUGAGAUUUCAAAGUUUUAAAAGAUAGCAUAUCGUUCAUUGCAUGGACUUCACCCUUACUGUCAGCAGUUACUUGAUAUUAUGUAAUUUCAAUAUAAAAUUGAAAGUUGACCAGAAUGGUUGACUCUAAAUGCCAAACAUAAUGUUCCAUAAAUUAAACUUUGUGUUCCAAUAGUUUUAUAAAUUUAUUUUGGACCUCACUAAAUUAUAAUUGCUUCCAAUUGUAUGACAGAAAUCUCAGAUCUUUAACCCUCGAACGGUACACUUUCACAGCCGAUCACUAACCGUACCCUUGAGUGUUUGCCACCCGACCGACUUCAAGAUACGAUGAUUUCAGCUGCAAUCAAGAUUUCUUCAUGAAUCCAAUGCAUAAUUGUCUGUUAAACGAUUAAAAAUGCAAGGGAGUAGGAUAAAGUCGAAUAUCGCAACAAUUGGUUAUAAAUACAUAUGAGUCAUUGAAGUCUGGUGACUGAAAGCAUUACACAAUGGAAAAAAGAGCUGGGUAUGCCACACCAAGUGUAACGUUCCUGGGUUAAUUUUGAGCAAUUUUCUUGCAGGGGGCGACAAAACUACCAUAGAGAUUAUUCAUGACCAUAAGACUAAACCUUAGUUUAUAAAAUACGUGAGAAAUAAUACAUGUUCAAAUAACCCAGAUACAUACUAAUAAUACAUUUUCACGGUAGAUCGAAACAAAUUCGUAUGUAC
Molecule: messenger RNA, 5133 nt
Organism: Neodiprion virginianus
Lineage: Eukaryota; Metazoa; Arthropoda; Insecta; Hymenoptera; Diprionidae
Gene: SppL
Product: signal peptide peptidase-like 3
Exons: 7
Coding region: 380-1555 (391 amino acids)
Biological process (GO): membrane protein proteolysis
Cellular component (GO): lumenal side of endoplasmic reticulum membrane; Golgi-associated vesicle membrane; cytoplasmic side of endoplasmic reticulum membrane
Molecular function (GO): aspartic endopeptidase activity, intramembrane cleaving
Source: RefSeq, a predicted model, not a curated record